AUGGACGGUGAGUAGCUCAUUCUGCCUUGAAACCAAUGCAAUAACUACACUGCUAAAAUUAAUGCUUUUUUAAGUAAGGCCAAAAGCCUGACAAAACUAUUGAAUAUUAAUUUGUACCACUGCCAAUCUUGAAUUGCUGAGAGCACAGAUGAAAGACCAUUGAUCCUAUGAGUUAUUUCCUUCUGAGUGUGACUGGAUUUGAACAAUGUCAAAUCCCCCAACUGAGCUUAUCAAUACUUUAUUUCAUAUUCAAUGUAUGAAAUUAACAUUAAACAUACAUUUCAUACACUUCAUAGAAGUUGCAAAUUGGUAAAAUGUAUCAUCUUGCUCUUUCAACCUUCUCCUUCUCCCCCUCCCCUCUCUCGCUCGCUUCCCAUCUCUCGCUCUCCCCAGGUAUUCCAGAGGAGGAUGGAUGGAACAGUGAACUUCUACAGAGGACGGACGAGUAUAAGAAUGGCUUAGGACACGUAGGUGGAGAGUACAAACCUUUGUGAUGUUCUCAAGAUUGCAUAGAUGACAAUAAUGAUGAAUCAUUCAUCAGUAAUGACACAACUUAACAGCAGAGUGUCUUAAUUUUGAUGAAAUAUUUUCUCAAUAAUUAUUUUGGAUACAGAUUUAAUUCUCUUAGGGCCUUUCUAUGGAUUUCAUUUGAGGAAGAUCCAAAACAUCAUCAUUAUCUUUGGGCCAAUCUCACGUGGAAUCACCCUAUGUCUCUGGUCUCAGCCAACCCCUCUCUGUUCUUCCUGCAGGUCUGGGAACAAUCCACCUGCCGACUCGGCAGAAGAACUAUAAGCUAAAGGUGGACAUAAAGGACUUUGACGGGAGGAAGGUCUAUGCCAACUACUAUACCUUCUCCAUCUCUCCCAAGGCCGUUAACGCUGAGGUGGAUGGAUAUAGACUAGUAGUCAGCAGCUUCAGGAACGGAGGGGCAGGUUAG
Molecule: messenger RNA, 937 nt
Organism: Coregonus sp. 'balchen'
Lineage: Eukaryota; Metazoa; Chordata; Actinopteri; Salmoniformes; Salmonidae
Source: the annotation of a GenBank genome assembly